Molecule: messenger RNA, 3101 nt
Organism: Camelus dromedarius (Arabian camel)
Lineage: Eukaryota; Metazoa; Chordata; Mammalia; Artiodactyla; Camelidae
Gene: GPRIN1
Product: G protein regulated inducer of neurite outgrowth 1
Exons: 1
Biological process (GO): neuron projection development
Cellular component (GO): plasma membrane
Source: RefSeq, a predicted model, not a curated record
AGGCAAUUGGGCAGUGCUGAAGACCCAGCCUGGCUCCAGCUGCUUCAAAAGGACUCCAGACCCCCAGAAUCCCAGCCCACAACCCUCUGCUGCCCACAAGAUGGGAGCCUGGGGGCUGCGAGCCCAGCCAUGAGGGACUGCUGCCCCUCCCAGCAAAAGGCCAGCCCUGCAACCCCCAGGCACACCCCUGCCCAAAGCCCAGGCAUGGACUCCAGACACAGCAACUCCAGUGGGGCUGGGGAAGUGGCCUCCUGCUCUGAGGGCCCUGGCGGGAGCGUGGCCUACCCCUCCCUGACCUGCAUCCCUCCCCAGGAGGCAGCCACCAAGGAGACAUUAGGGACACGUGGAGCCUUGAUCUCAGGGACACCAGAAACCACCUUCUCUGGGAAGCCAGAGCCUGUGUCCUCAGUGAAAACUGACCCUUCAUCCUUGGAGAACAGAAAUCCUAUGUUCUUAGAGAAGAUGGACAGCAAGUCUUCAAAGCAGGCAGAUUCCAUUUCCACAGGAAAGGAAGAUGUUGGGUCCUUGAGGAAGGCAGAUCCUAUGUUUACAGGAAAGACAGAGCCUCCAAUCUUGGGGAAAGGGGAUCCUGUGGCUUCUGGAAGGAUGGAUCCUUUGACCCCAAGAAAGGAAGAUCCUGGAUCCUUGGAAAAGUCAGAUCCUGAGAGCUCUAGCAAGAUGGAGACAAUGUCCCCAUGGAAGGAGGAUCCUGUAUCCUCGGGCAAAGUGGAUCCUGCAUUCCCAGGAAAGGAGGAGGCCAGGCAUUUGGGGAAAGAGCUUACAGUAUCCUCAGAAGAGGUGGUGGGUCCUCCAUCUGUGGGAAAGACAGAUCUUGUAUCCUUGGGAAAGAGAGAUCCUGAGCUCUCGGGAAAGGUGGAUCCCGUGUCCUUGGAAAACAUGGAUUCUGCAUCUGUAGGAAAAACAGAUCUCGGGUCCCUGGGAAUGCUGACUCCAGGGUCAUCAGGCAAAAUUAAGACUGUAUCCCCUGGAACGGUGGCUCUGGGGUCGUCAGGAAGAGCAGAUCCUACUUGCUUUGAGACAACAGAUCCUGCAUUCACAGGAAAUGCAGAAAUUGUGUCCUCGGCAAAAGAGGACCCUCAGUUCCUGGGAAAGGUGGAUCCUGCCGCCUCAGGAAAGCAAGAUCUAGUGUCUAUGAAAAUGACAAAAACUAUGUCUGCUGGACAGGUGGAUCCCGUGUUUUCGGGAAAGAUGGAUCCCACAUCUUUGGAAAAUAUGGAUACUAUGUCUUCAGGCAAGGUGGGUCCAGUUUCUUUGGGAAAGGUGGAUCCUGUGUCCUCAGGAAAGCCAGACCCCUUGUCUCCUGGGAAGACAGAACUGAUGUUGGUGGGAAAAACAGAAACCGCAUCCUCGGGAAAGGAGAACCCAGUGUCCUCCAGGAAGGUGGAUCCCAUUUCCGUGGGAGAUACAAAAACAUCAUCUGGAAAAGUGAACCCUGAAUCUUCAGGAAAGACAGCCCCUGUGUCCUCAGGUCCAGUGGGUCCUCCAUCCUCUGUGAAAGCCGAGGCAGUGACUGGGGAAAAAGCAGAUCCACUAUCUUUGGAAAAGUCAGAUCCUGUGGUCUCAGUAAAGGUGGGCUCCACAGCCUCAGAGAAGGCUGAUACCCCAGCCUUGGGCAAAGUGGACCCUGUGAGCAAGGAAAAGGCAGAAAUUGUUUCCGCUGGAGACAUGGACUCCAUAUCUGCAGGAAAGGUGGCCCCCGCGGCCCUAGGAAAAGCAGUCCCAGCAUCCAUGGGAGAAGCAGAAGCUGUCCCAGAGGGAAAGGUGGAUCCCCUGCCUCCGGAGAAAGGCAAUCCUGUGAACUCUACGAAGGUGGAUCCCAGGGCCUUGGGGAAAGCAGAACUGAAGUCUGAGGGCAAAGCAGAAACAAAGCCCCCUGCGCAGGAGGGUACUGUGUCCACGUCCCCAGGAAAAGCAGAGGCUAAAUCUUUGCAGAACGAGAAGCCACUGACCUUGGAGAAGGGGGGUCCCGUAUCGUCAGGAAAAGCAAGCCCUACUGCCUCUGAGAAGGUGGAACCUGUAGCCCUAGGGAAGACCGACUCUGCACCUCCGAUUAAAGCAGAGCCCCCAUCCUCGGGGAAAGGGACCCACCUCACUCUGGGGAAAGCGGAGGCCUCCUCCUCCAGGCAGGCAGAUGGCAAACUCUGCGGCUCAGUUCCAUCUCCCGCGGAUGGCGGGGGCCACGUGGAGCCAGCGCCACUGCCCAGCUCCGAGGCCUCCAGUCUCGGCCAGAAGGACCCGACGGUGGUUAAGCCCGAGAGAAGCCCGGGUCUGGAGGCUGCAGCGCCCCCGCCGGGACCGCGAACUCGCGACAACUUCACUAAGGCGCCGUCGUGGGAGGCGAGCGCCCCGCCGCCGCCGCCGCCGCCGCGCGAGGACGCGGGCACGCAGGCGGGCGCGCAGGCCUGCGUCUCGGUGGCCGUGAGCCCCAUGUCUCCGCAGGACGGCGCGGGCGGCCCGGCCUUCAGCUUCCAGGGGGCGCCGCGCGCGCCCAGCCCCGCGCCCGUGCCGCCCUCGCGCCGGGACGCCGGCCUGCAGGUGUCGCUGGGCGCCGCCGAGACGCGCUCCGUGGCCACCGGGCCCAUGACGCCGCAAGCCGCCGCGCCGCCCGCUUUCCCCGAAGUGCGGGUUCGGCCCGGCUCCGCGCUGGCGGCCGCCGUGGCGCCCCCGGAAGCGUCCGAGCCCGUGCGCGACGUGAGCUGGGACGAAAAGGGCAUGACGUGGGAGGUGUACGGCGCCUCCAUGGAGGUGGAGGUGCUGGGCAUGGCCAUCCAGAAGCAUCUGGAACGACAGAUCGAGGAGCACGGCCGCCAAGGGGCGCCGGCACCACCGCCUGCCGCCCGCCCGGGCUCGGGCCCGGGCCGAGCGGGCUCCGUGCGCGCCGCGCCCCCCGAGGGCGGCGCCAAGCGCCCGCCGGGCCUCUUCCGCGCGCUGCUGCAGAGUGUGCGCCGGCCGCGGUGCUGCUCGCGGGCCGGACCCACGGCCGAGUGAUCUGCCCCCCUUUUGUACGCCCGGGUUUCCAACCUUCUCAGGCUCCCUUCUUGACCCCAGGCCCCUGGAAGGGAUCCCCUCGACGCACGACA